Molecule: messenger RNA, 5805 nt
Organism: Coregonus sp. 'balchen'
Lineage: Eukaryota; Metazoa; Chordata; Actinopteri; Salmoniformes; Salmonidae
Source: the annotation of a GenBank genome assembly
AUGCUGAGUGCGUCCACCCCGACCCAGACGCUCCCCAGCGGAGAGGACAGUUCUGGUUCUGACAGGGGGUCAGAGGUCAGUGUUGGAGCUCCAGCCACAGAGACAGACCGCUUCGGCUUCAUCCUGGGGAAUGGAUCCACUGCUGGGUCAGUACUAAGCAGAGCCUCUGGCUCAGCAGCACUGAAAACCAGUUUUUGCUCUCUCUCUCUCUCUUCACUGCAGAGGUUACCAUUCUCUUUCUCUCUCUGUUUUUUAAAGAUUGAUUAGUUAAGAUAAGAGAAACAAUGCAUUUCUGGUGAAUAAAAGACACUAAAGACAUCCUAUAGCUUGCAACUUGCAACUGAAUGCAAAAAAACACAGUUAUGGCAGGAAAGGUGACAGUUCAGCAUCACAGACAGAAACCAUUUUUUUCAAUAGAUGCAAAUACAAGUCAGUCUUUAUUUAGUCCAAAGAAUGGACCCAGGUAGAAUCAGAACACAAAUAUAACAGUCACCUCCUACACUCUCUCACUCACUCUGUGUCGUUGAACAUCCUGACCUGUUGCCAUGGAGACAGUCGCACCGCCACCUUGUGGUUUUCCUGUUUCCUGUGUGUCUUUAUGGUGUUUUCGUUCUCUGUGACGAGAACUGAAGGUGCAGUUGACUCAUCUCAGUAAAUGUGCAGAUAAUUUGGUCUACAGAAACAGGUGAGCCAUAGUGAGGAGUUUGUUACCUGCCCUAGACAUUUUAUUAUGACAGUUUUGUUUAAAGUGCUCACCAUAUUCUGCUGAUGAUAUGUUGGUCAGGAGUGAAGGCCCGCCCCCUGAGCUCGUUAGACAGAGAGAGACCAAGUGGAUCAACAUCAUCAGCCAAUGGGAUCGUGUCUUACUAAAAAAGUCCAGCAAGGUGUGUACUCUGCCUUUUAAAUGUAACCUUUUCUGGAACACCAAACCCAGGUGUUUAUUCUGGCAUGACCCUUACACACCCUCCACCUGUCUCUCAGGUCAAAGAACAGUGUCAGAAAGGCAUCCCAGCAUCCCUCAGGGCUAAAUGUUGGCCACUGCUGUGUGGCGCCACAGACAGAAUGCGCCACAACAAGGACCUCUAUCAGGUAAGAGAGCAACCACCUCUACAGAUAGAACCAACAAUUAGAACCUUACUGUGCCAUUUGUAUGAUAUACUUACUGUAAAUCUACAAAUAUUGCAGAGUAAAACCUACUCAUCAGGUACAUCUCUCCCCCGCUAUCAGACUCUGGACUCCAGGCCCGCCCUACAGAGCUGGGUGGACGUUAUAGAGAGAGACUUAGACCGCCAGUUCCCUUUCCAUGAGAUGUUCCUCUCCAGAGACGGCCAUGGGUAACAAAGCCUUAUAAUACUACAAAUGGAAUGAUGAUGAUAUACGAAUCACAUCUUUCUCCAUCUCUCCUUCUUGUAGUGUUGUAUAAAUAUCGUCUAGAGCGUUAUCCCGUCAAUGUCUGGUUCAUCUGAGUGUUUUGUUGUUUGUGUGGGCAGACAGCGUGGUCUGUUCCGGGUGCUGAAGGCCUUUACUCAGCUGAAGCCUGAGGAGGGCUACUGCCAGGCCCAGGGACCUGUAGCAGCUGUACUGCUGAUGAACAUGCCUACUGAGGUACUGUUACAAUCACCAUGUUAUCACCGGUGAUCCUUCAUCAUCACGUUGAAAGGACUGGACCUUCGAUCUCUCUUAAUACCUUUGCUUUCCCCUCCUAUAGGAGGCAUUCUGGUGCCUGGUGCAAAUCAGUGAACAGUACCUCCCUGGCUACUACAGUCCCCUUCUGGUAAGAUGAUGGCUCUACACGCACCGUUACUUUACUACACAUGAUCAAUUUGGGAUACAGUGUACUCGACAGUAUAAACUGCAUACGUGCUACUGCUACAUCAAUAUGUUUUUCCAUCAGUAAAGGGUUUGGAUGUUGUAACAUAGCUGAAUAGCAGCUCUCCAGACACUUGUCUCUUUAAUGUUGUCUGUAGGAGGGGGUUCUCUUUGACGCAGCCAUGCUGACCAGGGUGCUGAAGAGGACGUGUCCCGCGGCUCACAAGCACCUGCAGAGACACGGCGUGGAGCCUCUGAUGUUCGCCACCGAUUGGUUGAUGUGCCUGUUUACACGCCACCUACCUUUUAACACCCUGCUCAGGGUCUGGGACCUGUUCUUCUGCUACGGUCUGUACCUGAAUAAGGGAAUUAAUUAAUCCAUCAUCUAUAGUCAUAUUUAUUCAUUCUAUCAAUCUUCUAUCUAUCCAAUCUACCUAUUCUUAUUUCUUGGCCCUUCUGUCCACACUCAACGUUGAAAGAAUCUCUCUAAGAGAUUUGAUUGCUCUGUUUCCCUCCUUGUGUUGUUUUUAUCCCCCUCCAUCAGGAGUGCGUGUGUUGUUCCAGGUGGCGGUGGUGUUGGUGCGCAGGGCUCUGGGCCGGGUGGAGCAGAGGGAGGCUUGCGAGGGCCAGAUGGAGACUCUGGAGAGGCUGAGGGGUGUGAGGGAGCAGGUGCAGAAGGAGGACGACACCUUCAUUGCAGAGGUCAGACACCUGGCCUCAGGACCGAUACACAUGUACACCAGUUAUACUUGAACUAUCUUACCAUGUAUAUAAAUACACACACCUGUGUGAGAGCAUAUAAACCCGCACUUUUACCACCUCCCCUCUAUCUCCCUUUCACCCCCACCUAGGUGUGUUCUGUCCCCCUGUCGAGUAAGGAUCUGGAGAGGCAGACAGAGAGAGAGCUGGAGAAGUGGAGAAUGGAACGGCCCGCCUCCACCUUUGAUCCCCGGGGUCGUUGCCAUGGAUAUCGGAUGGCGUGGGCGAGGGCUCAAGAGAUGGAGGAGGAGAGGAACAGGAAGAAGAGGGAGAAAGGUAACCUGUCCCUUCCUCCGAUUUCCUCGCACUCCCUCCUCUCUCUCUCUCCCUCACUCCUCCGCAAUAGGAAGAAAGGGAGCAAGACAGACACAGGAGAGUGCGAGGGAGGGAAUCUGAGGAGAGGAAGUGAGAUGGAUGGUAGUCUAGUGAGGGCUCAGGGUGUUCCACCUCCAGCUACAGAGGAUAGGGCCCCAGUGGAAACGAGAGAACCGUUAGAACACAAAGAACCACUAGGACAGGAGGACAGAAGCCAGAAAACCCAGCUGACCCCAGAUUCAGACGGAGAACCGUCCCAGCAGCGUCAGCUCACCUCUGACCACAGCGUCACCUCACAGGGUCAAGGAGAGGAGCAGGGGGGUUUCAGCCAGACCCAUGCCUCUGAGCAGUACAGCGACAGCCAGACACAGGAAACUAACCACAGUAAAGGCACCAUGCAAACACAGGAAGUACUGAACAAACAGUCAACAGCGAGUGCAAAUAUCAUCACAGAGCACAUAGUGACAGAGACGAAGGGUGAGGCAGAGAAAAGCAAGGAUACAGAGACACAUGCAGAAGCAAAUACAGAGGAGGAAACUGCUCCACACACAGACACAGAACUGAAGACAUACACUGAAGCAAAGACAGAGGAAACAGCUCCACACACAGACACAGAACUGAAGGCAUACACUGAAGCAAAGACAGAGGAAACAGCUCCACACACAGACAAAGAACUGAAGACAUACACUGAAGCAAAGACAGAGGAGGAAACAGCUCCACGCACAGACACAGAACUGAAGACAUACACUGAAGCAAAGACAGAGGAGGAAACAGCUCCACGCACAGACACAGAACUGAAGACAUACACUGAAGCAAAGACAGAGGAGGAAACAGCUCCACACACAGACACAGAACUGAAGACAUACACUGAAGCAAAGACAGAGGACGAAACAGCUCCACACACAGACACAGAACUGAAGACAUACACUGAAGCAAAGACAGAGGAGGAAACAGCUCCACACACAGACACAGAACUGAAGACAUACACUGAAGCAAAGACAGAGGAGGAAACAGCUCCACACACAGACACAGAACUGAAGACAUACACUGAAGCAAAGACAGAGGAGGAAACAGCUCCACGCACAGACACAGAACUGAAGACAUACACUGAAGCAAAGACAGAGGAGGAAACAGCUCCACACACAGACACAGAACUGAAGACAUACACUGAAGUAAAGACACAGGAUGAAACAGUGCCAGAGACCCACACAUAUGCAGAGACCCAGAUACACGCAGAAGCCAAAACAGAGGAGGAAAUGGAGGCAGAGGUACAGAAAGGACUACAUACAGAUAAAAGUGUAGGGACCGAGACAGACAUGGGGUCAAAAACAGAGACUCAAACAGAUGUGAAUACAGACAUGGAGACAGACACACAACAAGAGGCAGAUGUAAACUUAGAGGCAGAAACAGACAUGGGUUCACUGACAGAGACAGAGAGAGACAAAGACACUGACACAGAGACACACACCGACAAGGAGAUAGAGGCACGUACCGAGAUACAGUCACAAAAAGGGACAGAGACACACACAGAUGAAAAAUCUGAGGCAGAGAGAGAAACAGAGGUAGAGGCACAUACAGAAACAGAGACACAGGGAGAAAAUGAGUCAGCAAUGCACAUAGAGGCAGACACAAGAGUAGAUGCAGAAACAGACUUGGGGUCACAGGUGGAGGCAGAAACACAGACAGAAUCAGAGAUAGAGGUGCCUGUAUACACAGGGGUCGAGACGGGCACAGACGAAGCCACUGAGACAAACACAGGGAUAGAGACGGCCAUGGAGUCUCCAAAUGAAAUUCAGAGACAAACAGAGACAGCAAAGAUAGAGGUACAGUACACAGAGCCCUCUAGGAUAACACCAGCCAAUCAGAGCCAGGUUUCUCCAGAGUUGACCUCCACUACUGAGCCUGAGGGGGAGAGGGACUCAUCAGGCCAAACAGGCCAAGACCAGAAGCUACCUGAAGAACCCCAGAAUCCAGUCAGAAUCCAUCCAGAGGAGAAUCAGGAGACCCAGAACGUCAGAGAGAGUGAAGGAGAGAAAGAGGAGGAAGUAUUCACACUUCCCUCUCAGGAAGACUCAACUGAAAUCCUUCCAUCAUUACAGGGGGAAUCACUGAAAGCUGACUUCCCUCCCAUACCUGGCAACCCAAAGUCACAAAGUCAGAGUGAGAAGAGUGAGUCUCCCCCUCCUACAGACUCAAAGGCAGGCUCUGGCAACUCAGUGUCCACACACGCUGAUGUCUCGUCCCAAAGGACCACGCCCCGUGAUGGACCGUGGGCAAACCCCUUCCGGAGACUUCCGGCUCUGCAAGUCCUCCAGCUCCCGGAGGCUCACCCGCAGGCUCUCUGAGGAUCUCUUCACUAACCCCAACCAAUCACAACCCACCUUCACACACUCCAAUCAAUCAAAUACAAGUUUCAUUCAGUCCAAUCAACCACAGCCCACACCUCCCAUUCAUGUACCAAAGCACACAGAAUCACCCCAACGAGUGACAGGGAGCACCCCGGCCACUGUCCCACCUCAGACUGGGCCCACACCAGACAGAGGGCCGACCGACACCCCCAGGCGAUUUGGUCUCUUCCGCAGGCACAAAGAUCCCGUCCCCAAAAUCCUGAUCCAGGACUUCAGUGAUGGGACGGGUGAGGGGCGCACGGUCAAGGGGAAGGAAGAGGAGGAGAAGCUGAGCUCCAGAGAGAGGAGGAGGAGACGGAGGGAGCAGGAGAGGAGGGAGAAAGAGGAGGAGAAGUUACGGAAGAAGAGGGAGAAGGAGUUGGAGAAAGAGAGAAAGAGGGAGAGGAGGAAGCCUCAGACGAGGGGGAAGAGUUUUCAGGUGCAACCCAGCAAUGUUCCCCUCCCUGGAAACAGUGGCUCACAGACAUUUGGUUCCAAAAGAAACUCAACUCCAUCUAUGGAGACAUACUUUUAA